AUGGCGGUGGCAGACCUGGCCGCGGAUGCGAUGCCGACGAGAGUUGCCUUCUUGGACGAACCCCAUUACGAAGAACGACAGAGCAAAAGGCCGGCCAAUGUCUGGAUCCCUAGGGGAACAUCACACCCCGAGGACCCCACUGCACCGUCUUUCCUGAGCACACUGCCAGCUGAGAUUCGCAAUGAGGUCUACAACUUACUGUUCAAGCGCGAUGAGCCGAUAGUGGUCUUGGAUCCUGAGGAAUGCCGGGAGGAUCUGGACUGCUGCUUAGAUGCCGAUUCUGAGACGGAUGAUGAAGAGACUGAAGGAGUUGGAGACGCAACCGAGAUCAAGCAUCAAGAGUGGAAAUACCCAAAUUUAGUGGAGAGGGCUUCCGAUUCCAUCGGGCACGCUAUUCCCUUCCUUCGCAGCUGCCGACAAAUCUACACCGAGGCCGUUGUUAUCCUGUACAGUGGAAACAAUUUCCUCGUCAGCGUUCCCUUCCACGUCCAUAAUCAAGAAAUGAGCCAGAUCCAGUGGAGCGUAUCAUGGCUGGAAGAAAUGGGCACCAAUUUGGACCUUCUGCGCAAAGUUGUCAUUGACAUAGACCCAAGCUGUCCCACAUGGUGCGUCAGGAGCGAUGUCCGGAUCGACAUUCUCCCCCUGGUCAAAUGGUUCUGGGCCCAUCCAGCGACGAAGUGCCAGAUAACAUUUGCGAAUGCCAAAGGGAAACUGCAAUACAAUGUCCACGCACCUGCACUGAGAAACGACAUCAACGCCGCCGUGCUAAAUAAUGUUAUGCAUGCACUGGUUAAUGUGGAUCGGCUUGGGCUCAAGAGAUAUGGGCGUUUUGAGCGGACUCUCGGUCAUAUCUGGAUGAGCGACGCACUUGAUUACGGAAUCAGCGAAUACCCAUCUACACAGAUAAAUCCCGCGGGUGAUCUAAAGCGACCGUUCAGCGUUAGACGGGCAGGGAAAAAGAUUCGUUGGGCAACUUGGAUCCGCGAUCCAAGCUUUCUUGCAUUUCCGUUCCCUCCACAACUGCGCAACAAGGUCCUGGACUACGCCAUCCAGUCAGAAAAACCUGUCAUAUGCGAUGUGGAUCUGAAAAUUGCGAACGGACUCAAUAUAAAUCUCUUUGGAAUCGAUCAAUGGACGCGACGGUAUGUGGCAAAUCGUUUCAAUUCUUUGAAUACUUUCACCAUCCAAAUGACGGCAACGGAGAAACGGACGAACUUCUCCAAUUACGAAAAUUUGCGCCAAUGGCUGGAAAGUCCUAUAAGCGCGCUCUACCCCUCACGUUUCCAGUACAAGCCGAAAUACUCGGCGUCAGGCCCUCCAGUCAUCGUGUUACAUUUCGAGUUGGACACGGCGGUUACAUUGCGUCAGCUGCGAAUUAACGUUACUGAGUUCAUCAGAUUAACCUAUGGGCUUUCUUUCUACAGCUUGUUACGUUUUACUCUGAGGUGUCAGCGUGAUGGACAAGAGCAGUUGGAGGAAUGCACCUUGGAGCUUCACGAGAUGCGGCGCAGCUGCUUCAUUCUCCUUUCCAACAUCCUGAGCGGAACACUAAUGGAAGAGCAAGAGUGCCCUCAGAUAUGGAUCAAUGGAGAAGGCGUGGCAGUCCAAGCGGUCUAUCCUGUCGACAAAAACAGGACAGUGAAUUGGGCUAUCCCACGCAAAAUCACCCAUAUGACGAACGCCGAAGUGGAAUGCAUUCAAAACUCUCUCUUACUAGGUUCCGAUCUGCACCAUGACAUCGAUAUCUGGGACCGCGGUUAUCCAUCGUAUAACGACGCAUUGAAGAAGAGCAAAUCCCUGUCCGCCAUGUGGAAGUCUCUGCGAGAUCUGGACUGGCCGGAGCGAUUCCAAUUUCUCGAUAACUAG
Messenger RNA from Trematosphaeria pertusa, 1866 nucleotides. RefSeq lists its product as uncharacterized. NCBI's taxonomy places the organism in Eukaryota, Fungi, Ascomycota, Dothideomycetes, Pleosporales, Trematosphaeriaceae. The coding region runs from base 1 to 1866 and encodes 621 amino acids. The transcript has a single exon. The record is from RefSeq and is a predicted model, not a curated record.